GAGGCGAUGGGGGGCCGCUGGCUCCUCCUGCCGCUAAGGAAACAUUAACUUAAGAGUCCUGCUAUCGUUUGGGGAUAAAACACGUUAGAGAGUACCUUGCAGAAAAGAGCUUAAGACUAAAUAGGCGCAAACGACAAUGCAAAUUGCUGUUUUUACGGUUGAUGCAUUUACAAACCAGCCAUUUUCUGGAAAUCCUGCGGCAGUUUGUCUGCUUGAAAAUGACCUGGAUGAAGCUUUGCACCAAAAAAUUGCAACAGAAAUGAACCUUUCAGAAACUGCUUUCAUCAGAAAACUGAACCCUGGAGAUGACUUUACCAAAAGUUCCUGCUUUGGACUCCGAUGGUUCACCCCAGCCAAUGAAGUUCCUCUCUGUGGUCAUGCUACACUUGCAGCAGCUGCUGUGUUGUUUCACAUAAAAAAAAACACAAAUUCAGUUCUCACAUUUGUGACGCUGAGUGGGGAAUUAAAAGCCAGACAAGUGGAAGAUCAUAUUGUCCUGGACCUACCACUGUACUUAACCUACCCACAGGUACUUCAGGAAGUAGAAGAGUUAAUAAAGGCAGCCAUUGGUGACAUGAUUGUUCAAGAUCUCCGUUAUUCUCCUGACACAAAGAAACUCCUAGUCCGCCUCAGUGAUGCUUAUGAAAGGUCUGUGUUGGAAGAACUGCAAGUGAGCGCACAACGCUUUUUGUCAGCUGAAAAGACGGGAAAGGUGAAAGGACUCAUACUCACUCUUAAGGGAAAUUCCAGUGGAAAACAUAAAGGCCAUGAUUUUUACUCCAGAUAUUUUGCACCUUGGUAUGGAAUUCUGGAAGACCCUGUUACAGGAUCUGCCCAUGCUGUUUUAAGCAGCUACUGGUCAGAGCAGCUGGGGAAGAAAGAAAUGCUUGCUUUUCAAUGUUCCCGCCGUGGAGGAGAGUUGAAGAUUUCCCUGCGUAAUGACGGAAGAGUUGACAUUGCGGGGCAAAUUGCUAUUGUAUUAAAAGGAAACCUGAUUUUCUGAAGAAAUUGACACUAAUCUCCCACACCUUCAAAUUAUUCAUAUUAUGCUGAUUAUUUCUUAGCUCUAGGCAGUGAAUCACCACUGUCCUCAGAAGUCUUUGAUUACUCAUUGUCCAUUUUUAAAAAUUGCUUGAAAAUGCUCACUUCUAAUCUUCAAGAUCCCUGGUAUUGUUUUCUUCACUUUCAUCUUGCCACUUCAUAUGUACACUGACUUCAGAAAAUGUCUGAGGACAGCUGUCUCGUUUUUCUGCUUUUAAAUUAUUCUUUUCUUUAUUUCCAAAUUCCAUGUUAAAAGCCAUUCCUCCUUCCUCGAUUGAAUUGUAAACUUUUCUCAUUGAUAAAAUAAUCAAACUUCCAUAUUCAGUCAUUUUCCAUGAAACCUGGCUACAGUCCUUUUAAAAAAAAAAAACCACAAAACUUUUCUCUGCCAUAUAUUGAAAUGAUGCUUAUACAUUCAUUAAUUUACUUGAAUUAAAACAUUAACAAAAUAUAAAUGGUUUAGAAAUGUGCUUUAUGGUUCUCUUACGAGCAUUAUUUUUGAAAGAUGAAUGGUAUUGCAGUGGCUUGUAGUACAGCUGCUUACUCAAUAUUUUUAAUUAAAGUUUUAGCAGAAAGAUUUAAGAGAUUGACAUAGUGAUGCACAUAAAAGUGGUUAAAAUCUGAAAGAAAACUUUGUUGGUUACAGCAAUGUCAUUUACUUUUCAAAGACUGAAGAUGUGCUCCUAAAUUAAGUUUCUUCUGUAAUUUUCUUCAUGAAGUAUACUGCUUCAGACUUUGUCACUUUUUCCUUUAGUGUUCUCGUCUUUCUCUGGAUUUAUUAGGAAUAUUGAACUGUUUCAGUUACUCUAGCUAAAACUCUGUUUUCACUUUCAAAUCACUUUUGUCCUAAGCUCUGCUUUAGUUCUUUUUCUUUGCAAUAUUUCAGGAUGAAGUAUUUUGAACUUAAAGCAUUUUCAUACUGUGGGAACAGCUGGAUGUCAGCCCUUUAUAAAUGAUGAGGAGCUUAGUUGUCCCAAGUUCCCCUAUUUCCAGUUAGUUUGAAUUUUAUCAUAACUCUUAACUUACAUCGUACCUAAGUCUGAGAAGCUGGAGGCAAGUAACAGUGUGAGAAUCCUUGGAUUCAUUUGAAAUAGAAGUUUCUAGCUCCUGCCGUUACACAGAAUGUAUUGAAAAGAUUAUUUAAAUGCACUACAAAGCUCAAGAGCUAGGUGGCAAGCAAAAGGAAUCUCAAAAUGGAAAUGCACGUUCUUCUUCUGUAUUCAGUCUUGCUGAAGUUCAUGGACUUGAAAUGUGGUUUAUAAACAUGGACUCAUCAUCACGGCUAUGGAGGCAGCUUAACAGUAAAGUUGCGAUGGCAUAUUUAGCAGCCACCUUGACCUUGCCUUCUCACAAAGCAAACCAAUCACUUUCUGGCUAGUGACCUGGACGUUCUUGAGGAGCAAUACUGCAAGCUUGUUUUGCUGCAUUUGCUACUUCCUGCUGGCUUAUGCAAAGAGUGAAUCUGGCCCAUAAUCUGAGAUGCUUUGGAAAAAAAAACCUUCCUUAAGAAUAUAAGUGAACUAAAGAAGCAAUUAUUGUUCACCCAUCCACAUUAACAAAUAGACAGUACAAUUAUUUUUUUUACUCAAAGGGAGUAAUAAUGAACAAAGCCCAGUAAAUUUUAAAUAUAUUUGCUAUCUAAAUUUCCUGACCAAACCAAUAUCUUUGCUGCUUAAUGCAUUUCUUUUUAUAGUUUACUAUUACUUUGUCUCUAUUUCUGUUCAGGAUAGAAAAAUCACCAGAGCUCAGGUGGGAGACUAUGCAGUAAUGUGUUUGUAAUCAACAGAUUAGUUAAUCAGCCAUGAUUUAUUGAUGAUGAAUUAAUUAUACCUGAUUGUGCAGUUCUGCUGCUUAAAUGAAGCUUUAAAGGAGUUAUUUUAUUAAUCAUCAUUGUGCUAAUUGCAGACACUUACAGAAGGAUUGCUAAUUAAACAUGCAGCCAUAUGCAAAACAAGCAAGGCUGCUGAGAGUGGCAAGAAAAAGAGCACUCAUUUUUUGAAUAGCAACUUUAUUCUCAUGAAAUAUUGUGUAGUUGACCUGGUGAUCCUAGUUACUCACUAAGACUUAUUUUUAAUACAUUGCGCAUUUUCAGUCAACAGUAAAGGAAAUUAAUUGUUUUGACAAAUUCUGUCUAUCUUUCCUAGUGCAAAAAAUAGGUUGUGCGAACUUCAAAUAAAAAAUUAUUUAGAAAUAA
This is a messenger RNA of Aquila chrysaetos chrysaetos, 3235 nucleotides long. It is a transcript of the gene PBLD, whose product is annotated as phenazine biosynthesis like protein domain containing. Gene Ontology annotation, molecular function: isomerase activity. Bases 137 to 1003 code for a protein of 288 amino acids. Lineage: Eukaryota; Metazoa; Chordata; Aves; Accipitriformes; Accipitridae. Gene Ontology annotation, cellular component: cytoplasm. Gene Ontology annotation, biological process: biosynthetic process. The record is from RefSeq and is a predicted model, not a curated record. The transcript is spliced from 9 exons.